Molecule: messenger RNA, 579 nt
Organism: Penicillium arizonense
Lineage: Eukaryota; Fungi; Ascomycota; Eurotiomycetes; Eurotiales; Aspergillaceae
Exons: 4
Coding region: 1-579 (192 amino acids)
Source: RefSeq, a predicted model, not a curated record
AUGUCUGUUCCUUUAACCAAAGUCGACUCUGCCAUCGCUGGCUUGUCCAUAUCUGAUGAAAAGCCCAUUGCCAACGAGAAGGAGGUCAAGAAGGGCCUCAAGAAGGACCACAAGCGGACUUCCUCAACGUCAGAAGGCAUUUGGAACAUCAAGGACCUUGAAGAGCAAGGCAUCGAAAUCACCCUUCCCAUCGAAACACAAAAGACGGGAUGGAAACUCAACACCUCCCCAAACUCCAUCGAGGACAAAGAUAUCCUCAAGCUGUACCUCGUCAAUCCUCCGGUCAAGAAGAUUGACCUGCACUUCCCCCUAGGCCUAGUGGUCACCGCUCGGAAUCUCAAGGGCGUCACGAUUAAGGAUGCAUUGGAUGCCAUCUACAAACAAUUCAAGAAGAAGGCAAGUAAUCCUCUACGGCCAAACAAAGGACAUGCGGAUGACGAACUGGACAAGCCCUACCUCGCUGGCUUCGAGUGGGACAAGGAUGAGUGCUGGACACGUCUGCUUGUACACCAGAAGAAGGAAGGACAAGCACAACAGCCAAGCAAGAAGUCCAAGAAGAAGGCCAAGGAAGAGGCAUAG